Mustela lutreola (European mink) is the source of this 1860-nucleotide messenger RNA. It is a transcript of the gene SAGE1, whose product is annotated as sarcoma antigen 1. The record is from RefSeq and is a predicted model, not a curated record. The transcript has 12 exons. Lineage: Eukaryota; Metazoa; Chordata; Mammalia; Carnivora; Mustelidae. Gene Ontology annotation, biological process: snRNA 3'-end processing. Gene Ontology annotation, cellular component: integrator complex.
AUGGCAGGGCCAGCUGCUGACUCUGGCCAACAGCACCGCGGUGGCCUUGAAACCAAGGACCUCGCGUCCACAGUGGCUCGGAACACCAGCGACAGUCAGCCACUGGAGGGGACUAACCUAAUGGGACCUCCCCGCAAAUCUCUGUUCCCACGCUCUUGUCACUAUUUGACGUGCCCGGUGACUCCACCCCCGGGCUCGUCCAUCACUGACCAGUGUGCUACUGUCACUCACGAUGUCCAUGAAAAGAAGACAGAAAGUCAUCCAACCCCACCUGAUGGAUUCUUGCCAAAAGCUGCUGCGCCAGAAGUUACGAACAGGGCAGGAGCUGGUAUUCCACCCAACCAACUGGAAUCUCCCACUGAUGACUUCACUAAAGAUGGCCUGAUUCCCAAACCUGGCAGUAAUUCACUUGGAGGAGGAACCAAAAACUGCAGAGGCUCUGCAGGUGACCCAAAAGGUCCAGCAAUGUCUUCACCAGGAGCAGUGCCAAAUACAUUGCAAAUAAGUCCUGCUGUGGCAAAGAAAAUUAAUGAUGAGAUAAAAUAUCAAUUAAUGAAGGAAGUUCAGAAGUUUGGGCGAAAGUAUGAAAGGAUUUUCACUUUGAUUGAAGAAGUGCAAGGACCUCUUGCAGUCAAGAAACAAUUUGUUGAAUUCACCAUCAUGGAAGCUGCAAGGUUUUAAAGAGGUGUCUUAAUUCAGCAACUUGAGAAGGUAUUAGAAAAAAUAGAAUCCUGCCCCCAUCUCAAGAAAGAAGUGAUGAGUGAUAAAGCAGAGGAGUCCGCUGUUGGGCCCAAAAUCCAAAUGAAACAUUGUGGAAAACCCAUCACUGAACUUCCAUUCAAGAAAAGGCUGACCAUGGUGCUGCUUUCAAUGAGAGAGGAAGUAGAGAGAUCAUCCCAGCCUGAGGGCUCAGCCAUGUCUUUGGAAGAUGAAUAUGAAAUAGUCUCCAAAUUGCUUGAAGGAGUGCAAGGACCUCCAGAAGUACAGAAAAAAUUUUUUGUAUAUGCCAUGAAGGAAGCAGCAAGUUCCUCUCCGUCGUGGGAGCUGUCACACAGUUCCAGCUUCAAGAGGGAGUGUUGUUGGGCCCAUGUGGACAGUGCCUGGGAUGAAGCCCACGCAGGCGACUAUAUAAACUUGAAGGGCCCUGCCUGGCAGUGCGCAGAUCUCCUCGUGGGGCCGCCCAGGACCAGCCUGGAAGUGAUGAGUGAUAAAGCAGAGGAGUCCGCUGUUGGGCCCAAAAGCCAAGUGAAACGUUCUGGAAAAUCCAUCACUCCGCCUCCAUUUAAGAAAAGGCUGAGCAUGCCGCUGCUGUCAGUGAGAGAGGAAGGAGAGGGAUCAUCCCAGCCUGGGGCCUCAGCCGUGUCCUCGGAAGAUGAUGAGCCCAAGGGCACAGCAACGUCUGUGUGGGAAGAUGUGCCAGAUCAACUGCCAAUACCAGUGAAAAUCAAUAUGGAAAUAAAACUGCAAUUGAAGAAGGAAAUCCGAUAUUUUGAAGGAAAAUAUGGAAAAAUCCUCAAAUUGCUUGAGGGAGUGCAAGGACCUCCGGAAGUGCACAAAAAAUUUGCUGUAUAUGCCAUGAAGGAAGCGGCAAAAUUUAAAAGAGAAGGCUUAAUAAGUCACCUUGAGAAGGUACUAGAGAAAAUAGAACGCGACCAGUUUCUCAACAAAGGUGAUGGCUCCCCAAGCUUUUAAUCCCGUUAUGGCAAUCAUCAAUGAGAAAGCAGAGCCAAUUGGCUGUCCUGGAAUGCGACCAGAUAUUGUUGAUGGCUCCUAGCAUGAUUAGCUAAGAAAUCGUCUUCUUGGGGCUAAGGAAAAGCGUUGCAACUUUCAUGUUAUAAGUUUCUGUUAGUAAAAGUUGGC